Pungitius pungitius (ninespine stickleback) is the source of this 4046-nucleotide messenger RNA. RefSeq names its product BCL2 like 12 (gene bcl2l12). The coding region runs from base 1082 to 2161 and encodes 359 amino acids. Gene Ontology annotation, biological process: regulation of extrinsic apoptotic signaling pathway. The transcript is spliced from 10 exons. The record is from RefSeq and is a predicted model, not a curated record. Lineage: Eukaryota; Metazoa; Chordata; Actinopteri; Perciformes; Gasterosteidae.
GGUCCUUCGUUUGAUCAGCUCGGUAAAGUGAGUCCGUGAACUUAACGGUAAGUGUUUCGGUGGUAAUGGAAGAGAACUCCCGUUCGUAUUUCCUGGUGGUUGUGGCGGGUCCUCGCCGUCCCGGGUUCCCGUCCCGUAACCUUCUUCCUCCUCCUCCUUCUCCCCCGGUCGGAUGCGUGCCGACACUACUUACCGGCCAGAGGAGCAUUUCCUGUCAUUGACACAUUAUUACGUGUUCUUCUUGUCGUGUGACCACAGUGCUGGUGUUCACUCAGUCUUUGGACAGAGGUGUGUCCCCCUCCCUCAGUGCAAGGACCUGUGAGCAGGAACCUCAGAUGAAGGGGACACCUACCAUGAGUCUCCUGAGCCCUGAUUUGAGGGCGCGUGGUUAGUAGUUGUGAGAUGGUUAGCACGGUUUAAACGGCGUCUUCGCUGAGGUCAGAAGAAGAUCAUUGUUACAACACAAAGUAGUCAACUCAAAACCAACUAGUCGACUAAAGUAACGAUCGAAACCGCGCCUGGUUUCACUUGGGCUUGGUGAAAGUCCCGGCUCGUGUGUCCCUCUCGGGCCGCGGCUCAAUGCAAAGGCUCUACGUGCUUUGAAGGAGCCUUCUGGGGAGUUCGAGACGUUUUCCAACCUGUCCCGUGUUGUCUGUGACUGGAUCUUUGGAUCCGUCUUCCUGCUUGAGACCUUCACGUUGGUUAUUUUGCUGGCUCACGGCCUGGUUUUGCCUCUUUGGACAGUGUCUGGUUGUUCAUGGAGACGGGUCAGAUGUUUGGAGACUGGACCAGUAGAAGAGAGCUCCUGGUUCAGGCUCUCCUACCUUUCAUUCUGAAGUCAUCACGUCACCUCCAUUUAUUGUAACACAACUGCAGACGAGAAGAGCAAGAUUCCACUCAAAAGACAGCAAACCGGUUUCUCCAAUUAAACAAAAGGGAUGUUUGGGACUCGGAGCGUAGACCAGAGAAGUGAAACUAACUAACUAAGGACUACAAUGAAUGUUGACGGACUGGAUUUUCCAGUGGAUUUCCUCGAGACACAUGUAACGGACAUAACCACCAAUUUUUCAUACACCUCUACAUGAUGUCAGAGUCUGGAGGGCGCCCUUCCUCUGUCUCCUCGGUCUGUUCCAUCUCUCUCCUGGAGGUCAAGGCUGAGACUCAUCUGGUGAUCCAGGCUUUCCUCCAUCGAGCCCUCUCCACCCCUCUGAGUGAGAGGCCUGGCCCAGUGGGAGGGGCCUACAAAGAGCACAACAAGUACAGCUCCAAGCCGCAGCCAAAGCCCGCCUCGGAUCGUCAGGCAAACGGCUCCAACUCAGCAGAUGAGAAGAGGACUGGAUUCAAGGAUUUGAUAAAGCAGCUUCCCCGUCACAACAGCAAACAUUUUCCUGCCCAAGACCCUAGAGGCUCAUUGGACAGAGACCCUAAGACGAGAGUGUCUCACCUGAGAGAUCACACAGAUGAUGGUGUCAAACUCCCCUCCUCUACAUCGGAAGAAGAUGAAAGUGAGAAGAAACCGCAUAAGAAGCAAAAGAAGCUUAAAAAAAAGCUCUCCGAUUUCUUCAGGAGAAGGUUAGACAAACAGGAGAAAGAUGGCUGUGACACUCGUCCCAAGAGGCCUUCCACAUUGGCAAUCAACAAAGUCGUAGAGGCCUUCCCGGCCCCCAUCUCUCCCACCCACCCUCCUCAGUUCUAUGAUGAAGUAGCAGAGAAACUGGAAAAGAUUGCCCUGAGGUCCAACAGUACAAAGAAACUGAGUCCCCCGGCCCAGCUUUCACCAGGGUGUGAGAAAGAGGCAAUGGUGCAGCAGCUUGCCGAGGUGCUGUCUUUGGAGGGAGACUCUAUCAACGUUAAGAUCGAGUCGGACCCCUUCCUACGGAACAGUCUGGCCCGGCUUUCCUAUGCAUCCUACUCCAAGCUUCUAGACUUUUUCGGGAGCAGCCUGGUAUCCGGGUCAUCCGCCCAGCCGCCGUCCGCUAGUCUGACGCUGCAACGGCUGGCUGUCAGCAUGGAGGUCUCCCGGAGGAUAGUUACAGCCACCGGAGUCCAGCGCAUGCAGGGCUAUGCAGAGUGCUACAUGGAGAGCUUUGCCCCUUGGGUCAAGAGCCACGGAGGAUGGGAGAACGUGGUACACCUGGAGGAGCCACUGGAGUACGACUGAGACUACUGGUCAACCCAAAAACACUGAGUCUCUUCUGGACUGUGACAAAGCUCCAGAAGGCCCUUUGAUUCAUGUCCAUGUGUGAUUCAGAAAGUUCUGUCUUUACAUGGUCAGAAGAAGAAGCUGUGUAUAUGAUUUCAUUCAAGGACCUGCUGAUUGAGAGGAAUGAAAUGUUCCACUUGUUGCAGUUCCAGGUUUUCUUACUGCAGAUCUGUGUGAAAAAAAGCCUUUUGACUGUAUGUAUACUUUAUAUGUGUGAAUUGAAGCUGCCUCACUGACAGCGUGUGAUGCUCCCAGAGCUUCCACGCUGCCUCCUGGAUCAAUCCGCAGCCGUUGCAGUGCUGAAGAUCCUGCAGCAGCUUCCAUCACAAGCAUCUUUUUUACUGUUGAUAGGUUGUUACAGGUACUGCAAUCAUUUGAUCACUGUCAAAUACAUUUAGGGAUUUUUUGUGGCGAUGGCGGGGCCCAGCAGAGUGAUGACACAAACAUUUGAAGUUGAGCUCGAGGCCAUUUCAAUAUUGUCCUUCUAUUAUUCGUUGUAUGUUUAUUUAAAGUUUUACUUCCACAUCUGAGGAAGAACAGAACCUUUCACCUCCUCAAUGCAACAUAUUGUGUUGAGGCUGUGAUUAGGGAUGACUUAUUUUAUUAAAGAAAAGGGAAGUCUUUAGAUUUCUGGGGAACUGACUCUUUAAUAAAACCAGGAUCUCUGGUCUUUUGCUGAUAUGUCCGACACUUACCAAGCCUGUUUGCAAAUGUAAUAACAUAACCACAAACCCUUAAACCUGGAGGGUAUUGCACAAAGGUAGAAUCAAUAAAUCCAGGAUAAGCGAAAAGGCACAGCUUGACUUGGUGUGAUCUUAAUUGGUUGCCGAGUCGGGCUGAGAAGGAGGAGCCAAGUCCAUUCAGGUGCACAUAGCUGGGAUAAGUGCACGUCCUCUGCUUUCUUAAGUAGACCACGCUAAUCGACAGAUUUACUGAUGCACGAGGGGAGAAGCAGCUUAUUUUUCACCCGCUGAGCAGCAACUGAUCAAAUAUAUGAGGAGGUGAAGCAUAAAAUAUGCAAAAAAAAGGAAUACGGCAGCUGUAAUUAAACAGAAAAAAAGCCUGGCAGACAAUUGUUGACCAACUGAAUGCUGAAGGGAUUUAAAAAUAUCUACUACUAGGAAAGUUGUACACUCCGUUUUAAUUGGAUUUAAUAUGAUUGUUUUAUGUGUUGGUUUUAUUGCUGUAUCUGUUCAUGUGCUAAAUGUGCUGUUUUUACUGUAUUUGAGUAGCCUAGCAUGUAAAACACUAUAUGAAUAAUAACAAUGUAUUAUUAUUUAGCCUAUACUUUGCCUUAAAAGUGAGCAGAGGAAAUGAAUGUUCCCCUGUAAAUGUGCCUUAAAGACUAGGCCUCAUUUCAAACCCUUUUCACAAUGCGAGAAUAUGUUUUACAAUAUGCACAAAUCUCUGUGAGUGCCUUAACGGUUUGCCUGCUCACAUAUUUGAUCUAAACUGAUUUUAGCAGUUAAAAAAGGCUCAUUUGUCUGGCACUGGGGGCCGGCACCAUGGAGGCUUCACCCCAGUUUAGGGAUGGUCCCUUGUUUCAAAGGAAUGCCUGUAAUGGAGAGGAUUCAGGGUGGGACAGCUACUGACUCUAUUCCACCUGCACAAACUGCCCUCUUAAUACUGUGGUGGAAAUUUGUGGAUUGAAGCUGUAGGAUACUAAAAAAUAAAUUGACGACCAGGUUCAUAAAUUAUUAAUUAAAAUUAACCAUAGAUAUAAUGCAUUUAGCACACCAAAAUACAACCAUGAUUCUGGAGAUAUAUAUUCAAUAAAGUAAUGGGAAUGUUAUAAAACUACUGUAAUUUGGAUAACUGUAAUAAAUAGAAUAAUGCCAAUGUA